AUGUCCAUCCAACUGGGUAUCCUAUCUGGUUUCUGCAAUAUACAAGUACCUAUUGAUGAAGCUCUUGAAGAUCUUCGAGAGGUUGCAAUAAAAAAUGGAUACAAUUGUUCAAAGCGUAUUGCAUAUUUAAAAAUAGUUGAUCUUGAUAUAUUAGUUAAUUCAAAUGCUGAUGGUUCUCAAAAUCGUGGUCGUAGUCAAUCGGCAAAAAAGGUGAGAAUUGUAAUACUUUUUUUCUUGUGAAGAAAAAAGAUUAUUUUUUAUUAUAAAAAUAAAAAUAAAAAUAAAGAUUAAAUAAAAUCAUAAUGAUAUGUUAGGGUUCAAUAUGAUUUAAUUAAACAAUUUAAUAUUUUUCUAAAUGUAUAAAAAGCUGAAGAAAUUUGUGCAACGUUUAAUGAAUACUUUGCAGAUAGUUUUAAACAAUAGAAUGUAUUAGGUCGUGUUAAUUUUCAUAAAUGAACCAAUAAUUUAUUGAAAGGAAGCUUGAUUUUAGUAAAGUUGUUUACCUAAUGAAAAGCAAAACACUAUUUUAGUACAGAUUUAGCAACUUUUAAUACAUAAUGUAUGUUUAUUAUCGAGGAAACAAAAAGAGGUGAAAUAGACAUAUCUAUUGUUUUUUAUUUUGAUAUGUUUAUGCAAGUGUUAAUUAUUGUUGAAUGCAAAUAUUUGAUACGUUUGUUUUGUGCAAAGCUAUAAUUCUUAGGUGAAAACUUGUUUGAAGAAAUUAAUGAGUAGUCAAUUAAAAUAAAAAACAGGCUUUGUGCUAUUAUAUUUGAAUUCUGUUUAUAAAUGAAUUAGAAUUUGAUUUAGUUUUUAUAAUAAUUCAAAGAAAUUGUAUAGAUAUCAUGUUGUCUAGUUUUGUUGUUAUUUUAAAAUAUGCUUAAGUAUUUUAUUACUUAUUAUUGAAUUAAAGAUUAAGAAUGUAAUUUACUUUUAGAAGGGUGUGGGUGUGGGUGUCUUAUAUCUACCAUAGUCCCACACCCACACCCUGCCAACUAUAUGUGAGAAAAAUCUAGAUUGGUUGCAAUGAGUAUUGAUUGGCAUAUU
This is a messenger RNA of Rotaria socialis, 1044 nucleotides long. Lineage: Eukaryota; Metazoa; Rotifera; Eurotatoria; Philodinida; Philodinidae. The record is from the annotation of a GenBank genome assembly.